Molecule: messenger RNA, 534 nt
Organism: Yarrowia lipolytica CLIB122
Lineage: Eukaryota; Fungi; Ascomycota; Dipodascomycetes; Dipodascales
Source: RefSeq, a predicted model, not a curated record
AUGUGGGACUGGCUCACUACGUUUUUCAAGACCAUUUGGCGAUGGCUGACCAAAUUCUUCUCCUUUGUUUGGUCAUGGCUUUCUGUCUGUCUGGACAUUGCUCUAGUGGUCCUGGUGUUUGUGUACACUGGGGCUGGCAUCUACAGUCUGUUUGCGUACGCGCGAACACGAUGCACACACAAGGAUUACAACGCCUGGGGCUCUCGGUCGCCUAUUCAGGCUUUUGUUGCAUGGCUGACUCUCUACCGGUUCCCUCUGUCGCAGGGCGCCCACUGGUACAGCCCCACGCGGCUCAUAGCGUACAUGGCGCUGUUCUACGUGUGUCUCAACAUUGUCGAGUGUUUGGCCUGGAGUUUCCGACACACCCAGAUGAUCAACUCAUUUGAUGACGGCACUUACUAUGAACAUUUUCCCCAGGAAGCAGAUGAGGAGGAGGAAGACGACGAGAUGCGACGAGUUCCCCCCCGGUUUGGCACCAGUGAAUGGAACUUGCUGGUACACGUUGGAUUUCUGGUUUGGUUGGUGCUGAGCUAG